This is a messenger RNA of Heterocephalus glaber (naked mole-rat), 1595 nucleotides long. The record is from RefSeq and is a predicted model, not a curated record. NCBI's taxonomy places the organism in Eukaryota, Metazoa, Chordata, Mammalia, Rodentia, Bathyergidae.
CUGGCCUACAAACUGUCAGAGCUUCAAAAAGAGAGUGAGGAACUGCACCAGCAGGGGGACACAGUGAGACAGUUGUGGGGUCCGGGCCUAGGUCCAGGAGAAGCAAAGGACGUUGGGAGAAAACGGAGGAAAUCUGGGCUCUGUGUUGGGACCCCCGGGCCCACACCGUGGCGACCCUGGACGCUGACCGCAGCCGGAAGCCAGUGUGAGCCCGAGGGGGACCCACAAACUUUGCGAUCGAAGGGGGCCUUUGGCUUUCAGCAUCCUGUAAGACUCUAUUUACCCAUUUCAAAGCGUCAAGAAUACCUGCGGGGUUCCGGGGAGAAGGUGCUGGCCAGUUUCCCGGUGCAGGCCACCAUUCACUUCUACAACGACAACGAGUCCGAGUCCGACGAGGAGGAGCAGGAGGAAGAGACGCGGACCCCGGAGCCUGGGCGCCAGGGGACAGGCGGCCCCUGGGACCGGGCGGGGCCUGGCUGCCCAGCCCACCAGGAGGAGGGGGCGCCCUCCCUCACGGCGCCUCUGGGGGGCCCAGCGCUCGCCCCGCACCCGAACGACCAGGGUCCCUCUCGGGCCUCCGCCCUGUGACAGCCGGUGUCCGCUGGGGUCAUCAGAGGCCAGGCUGCCUGAGCUCCGUCUCAGCGCUGCCCGUAGCCAGGACACGGCUUUUACUUUUUCUUUUCCUGUGACAUUUUCUGAGCAAGCGUGGGGGACAAAGAGGUUUGCGUCAACUCUGGUUGUCAUCAGGAAAGGGCACCCAGCACUGUCACCUGCUGAGGCAUGAUGUAGUUCUCCCCCUAGUUUAGUGAGCCACCUGGCUGCUCACUUACUCAGACACUCACUGUCCAGCAAGUUCUGCUUUUGUGAAAAUAAUUUAGGUAUCAAAUCCCAACUUUAAUCCAUUGUUCAAAGGUUGAUUUGGUUGCUUUGUAGCAUUCUGGGGAAAAUAUUUUUUUACUUACAAAAAAAAUAAAAUAUCAAAACAAUGAGUCAUUUUCAUAAGACCAGCAAAUGUGGAUUUCUAGGAGAUAACUUGGGAUAAAAAUCUGUGUGAUAAUUAUAAAGGGGAUGUGUGUAUGAAUAUAUAUGUCCAGAAGGUUAAGUCUUGGUGACUGUCGUGGGCUUUUUCUUUGAGACAGAGUCUUGCUAUGCAGUUCAGGUUGGACUUCAACUCACUAUGUAGCCCAGGCGGGCCUCAAACUCACAGUGCUCCUUCUCCCUCAGCCUCCUGAGUGGUGGGAUUACAGGCGUGAACCCCCACACCCAGCUUUGGGCUUUUUACUUGACUAGAAUAACACUUUCCAGUGAAAGUAUCUGAUAUAACUGGGUGUGGUGGCACAUGAUUAUAAUGUGCACUCAGGAGGCUGAGGCAGGAGGACCCCUGUGAGUUGGAGGCCAGCCUGGGCUAUACAGAGAGACCCUGUCUCAAAAAAAACCAAAACAAGUGUCUGAUGUAAAAUUAUUUUUGAGUUUCAUAUAUUUUGAUCAAAUGAAUAUAUUUUUCAAGGUUUGACUCAAUUAUCUUACAUGUACUCAUCCUCCUAUAUGUAGUGCAUUAUAUAAUUUCUACUUGAAAUAAAUAUUUUGAAAGAACA